CGAUCCGGAAGUUCCCAGUCGCCGGUUUCCGCCGGAAAAGGUUCCGUCCGGUCCAGACGGUUGUGUUUUUUCUGUCUCUCUUUCGGUUUGGAAUUGAUCCAUUGAUCCGGCCCAGAUCCGGACGAACCCCGAAUCCAAACGUAUAACUCCUGCCCGGUUUUGUUAAUAGGAGCUGCGUCUCAAUGCAGAUGUUUCGGGUGAAAUGAAUAAGGCACCUCAGCCUCAGUCUGGACCCCCAGCUGUCCCACCCUAUCCCUCCGCCCCUCUUCCUGCACCCUCCCCGGGCCUGUCCCAGCCCAGUUUUCCUUCUGCUCCACCCCCAGUUGUUUUCGGCACCCCUCCACCACAGAUGAAUCCCGCAGCCCAACCCCGGCCGUUUGCCUCAGGUCCUAGAGCUUUACCACAACAGGGUGGAUUCAGGUCACUGCAGACGUACUAUACCAGUCGGCCAACUUUACCUGCCAAUUCUGGGCGUGUUCAACAAAGCUCCGCCCCUCGUGCUAUCACCAAUCCACACGCAGCACGCCCCCAACACGUAUACCAGGCUGGCCCUUCCCAAAUGAUGAUGAUUCCCCAGCAACAAAUCAGCUUCCCAAACUCACAAAGCACCGCCUACUACAUACCUGGCCAGACAAAUUCAACCUUUUCAUACCGCCCCUCAUACGUGACCCCUCAGCAGUAUCAGGUGGCCAGUUCUCCUGGUUUUUACCCUGGUACCAGUCCAGCAGAUUACGCUGGAGCGUAUUACCCCGCCCAGCCCCAGUUCACGCCCCCUGUUGCCCCUACAUCUGUUAUCAUGAACCCCGCCCCCCAGCAGCAACAGGCCCCGCCUCCUCCACAGCAGCAAGCCCCGAUUAAACGGGAACGCAAGCAGAUAAGGAUUAGAGACCCUAAUCAAGGAGGUCGUGACAUCACAGAAGAGAUCAUGUCAGGAGGUCGUGGAUCAACACCUACACCACCUCAGCAACUGCUGUCUGCCUCUGAUGUCGGGAUCAACACGCACCCCAAUGGUGAUAACGCCAUACCUGCAGUCACCAGAGCAGAGUUUCCCAUCCCUCCAGGUGAAAGCCCUGUACCUGAUGCUCCGCCCACUCCCCCUCCAACCAGUCCUAUAGGCGAUACGGUGGAUGCUCCGCCCUCCAUGCCUGCAGACGAUAUCGACAUGACAGAAGUGGAACGACAAGACCAGUUUUUAGCCGUUUCCAUCUCCUCCAGUUCUAAUGGUGCAAAAGCAACACUCUCUAAAGGUAAAGAGGAGGGGCCAGUGACAGUGACCCUACCUGUCCCCGCUUCCCAAACGGAGACAGCGGUGGAGUCUCCAAUAGUUCAGCCAGAAGAGCUACAGCUUUACAAUGGUAUGACAAUGGUGGAAGCAGCCCUCGCUCGCAGCACCUACAGAGACGUUAGUCCUAUUGCCGAGCCUGAGAUCACUAAACAAGCUCCGCCUGUUACCAUGGAAAUGCCUGUUAGGACUGUCAAAGCAACACCUGUUGUUAAGGAUAUCCCUUCUCAGGUUGUCAAUGAGACUUCCAUUACGGUUGCUAAGGAAGUGCCAGCUCCUAUUGUUAAGGAGCCUAUUCCUUCGGUUGUCAAGGAGACCCCUGCUCCUGUUAUAAAGGAGACUCCGGCUCCUGUUGUCGUCAAGGAAACCGCUCCAAUGGUUGCCAAAGAAAUGCCUAUACCAGAUAAUAAAGAAGCAUCUCAGAAGGUUACCCAGGAUACAGAAACCCUGGUUCUAGGUGCAAAACAAACCUUGAAAAGUGUUGUUAGCAAGCCGCCUCCACCUGUUGCCAAGGAAACACCACAGCUCGCUGUCAAGGAAACACCACAGCUCGCUGUCAAGGAGACGCAACAGCUCGCUGUCAAGGAAACGCCACAGCUUGCUGUCAAGGAAACACCACAGCUCGCUGUCAAGGAGACGCAAAACCUCGCUGUCAAGGAGACGCAAAACCUCGCUGUCAAGGAGACGCAAAACCUCGCUGUCAAGGAGACGCAACAACAUGCUGUCAAGGAGACGCAACAGCUCGCUGUCAAGGAGACGCCACAACUCGCUGUCAAGGAGACGCCACAGCUCGCUGUCAAGGAGAUGCCACAGCUCGCUCUCAAAGAAACACCUCAACUGGCUGUGAAAGAAACGCCCCAGCCCGUGGUCAAGGAAACGCCCCAGCCCGUGGUCAAGGAAACGCCCCAGCCCGUGGUCAAGGAAACGCCCCAGCCCGUGGUCAAGGAAACGCCCCAGCCCGUGGUCAAGGAAACGCCCCAGCCCGUGGUCAAGGAAGCGCCCCAGCCCGUGGUCAAGGAAGCGCCCCAGCCCGUGGUCAAGGAAGCGCCCCAGCCCGUGGUCAAGGAUGCGCCCCAGCCCGUGGUCAAGGAUGCGCCCCAGCCCGUGGUCAAGGAAGCUCCCCAGCCCGUGGUCAAGGAAGCGCCCCAGCCCGUGGUCAAGGAAGCACCUCAGCCAGUUGCAAAGGAACCAUGUCUCCCAUCUGAGGUUGUUGUGGAUUCAAAGACCAAGCCUCCUCCAACUGAAGAGCGUGAAGAUGUUCCCGUUCCUCAGGCUGUUCCCUCUGAGAGUUCUAUGACAGCAAUCUCUGCUCAAAAGAGAAAGAGAAAAAUGAAAGAGUUCAACAACAAAGAAACUGGCGAUCUUCUUGACGCUUUUAAAGAGCCUCCACCCCCUGAGCCAGAGGCCACACCCCCAGUGAAGGCGGAGCCAGAGAAUAUUCCUCCAGUUGCCCUGCCCCCUGCCGAAGAAGUGGACGAGACUUGGGAGGAGAAAGAAGAUAAACUCGAUGCUGAAAACAUCAGACCACAAAGCCCGGCCACGCCCACCGAACAAAAGUACCAGUAUAAAGAAGAGCAAUGGAAACCGAUUAACCCUGAGGAGAAGAAGAAAUAUGACAGAGAGUUUUUGCUUGGCUUUCAGUUUAUCAGUGCUAGCAUGCACAAGCCGGAGGGUUUGCCACAAAUCAGUGAUGUUGUUCUGGACAAGGCCAAUAAAACUCCUCUGAGGCAGUUAGAUCCCAGUCGUUUGCCUGGAAUGAAUUGUGGUCCAGAUUUCACUCCAUCAUUCGCCAACCUCGGUCGUCCAUCAGGUGGAGGACGUGGCCCGGUAACUGAUAUACUAUGAGCAGGCAACACAUUAAGGAAGAAAAGUAGUUUCAGUUUUAUGUUGUUGAUCUCUCUCUGUCUGUUUAGCCUUCAGGUCUGAGGUCCCCGGCGUUCAGGUCAAGGCCCACGUGGGAAAGAGCCUCGUAAGAUCAUCGCCAGCGUGUCUCUGACUGAGCACGUGCAGCUGAAUAAAGCAGAGAAGGCGUGGAAGCCAUCAGUAAAGCUCGGGCGAGCGGAAGAAGACGACGCGGAGGCCGCAAAGACACAGGAGCUGUUCAAACGCGUACGCAGCGUUUUAAACAAACUGACACCGCAGAUGUUUCAGCAGCUGAUGAAGCAGGUGACCGAACUUUCCAUCGACACGGAGGAACGACUGAAGGGAGUCAUCGAUCUGAUUUUUGAGAAGGCCAUCUCUGAACCUAACUUCUCCGUCGCGUAUGCCAACAUGUGCCGCUGCCUGAUGGGGCUGAAGGUUCCCACAACGGAUAAACCAGGAGUGACAGUGAAUUUCAGGAAGUUGUUACUGAAUCGCUGUCAGAAAGAGUUUGAGAAGGACAAAGAUGAUGAUGAAAUUUUUGAGAAGAAACAGAAAGAUCUGGAUGCUGCCACGACAGAAGAGGAAAGACAAAGGUUAAAGGAGGAGCUUGAGGAAUCCAAAGAUAAAGCACGGCGACGGUCGCUAGGCAACAUCAAGUUCAUCGGCGAGCUUUUUAAGCUGAAGAUGUUAACGGAGACCAUCAUGCACGACUGCAUCGUUAAACUGCUGAAGAAUCACGACGAGGAGAGUCUGGAGUGUCUCUGCCGACUGCUGUCAACCAUUGGAAAAGAUCUCGACUUCGAGAAAGCUAAGCCCCGAAUGGAUCAAUAUUUCCAUCAGAUGGAGAAGAUCAUCAAAGAGAAGAAAACAUCUUCCAGGAUUCGCUUUAUGUUACAGGACGUGAUUGACUUACGACGGAACAACUGGGUCCCGCGCAGAGGUGAUCUGGGUCCGAAAACAAUCGAGCAGAUCCACAAAGAGGCGGAGCUUGAGGAGCACAGAGAGCAUGCCAAAGUUCAACAGCAGCUCCUGUCUAAGAAGGACAGCCGUGGAGGAGGUGACAGAGGAGGAGAUAGAGGAGGAGGAGGAGGAGGAGAUAGAGGAGGAGGAGGGGGUGGUGUUAUGGGAUCCCGGGGUGGACAGCAUACACCUGGUUCCCGUGGUAACCAGGCCCCUGAUGACGGCUGGAACACGGUACCCAUUUCCACAAAGAACAGACCCAUUGACCCCACUCGACUCAGCAAGAUUACAAAGCCGGGUGCCUUGGACUUCAAUAACCAGCUUCUUGCCCCUGGAGGUAAAGGGACGUGGGGCAGUUGGGGCAAAGGAAGUAGUGGAGGCACAGGAGCAAAACCCAUUGACGGUGGUGGAGGUGGUGGUGGUGGUGCCCAAGAUCCCGGUCGCCCGAGCAAUCUGAACCGUUUCUCGGCUCUUCAGCAGUCUGCUUCAUCUUCCUCAUCCUCAAACAUCGACUCUGACAGGAGGCUUCCUCACAGGAGUAGCUCCAGUCGGGAUCGCUUCGACCGCGGCGAUGAGCGCCCGGAUCGGGGUGGCGACCGCUACGAUCGUCGUGACGACCGCGGAUCUGACCGGCUGGACCGGAAUCGUCCUGCGGUCAGCAAGCGAAGUUUUAGCCGUGACAAGGACGAAAGGAGUCGGGAGCGAGAUCAGCGCCCCGCGGAGACGGUCCGAAGAGUGUCCAGCAUGACGGACGAGCGAAGAGAAAGAGACCGCGGCAACCGUGAAGUCGUGAAAAGAGAGACGGUCCACACUCCACCUGCUGUUUCAACUAAACCUGCUCUGAGCGAAGAAGAACUGGAGAAGAAAUCAACGGCCAUCAUAGAGGAAUAUUUACACAUUAAUGACAUGAAGGAGGCGCUGCAGUGUGUAACUGAGUUGAACUGCGCGUCCCUGCUGUGUGUGUUUGUGAGGACGGGUAUUGAAUCAACUCUGGAGCGCAGCACCAUCGCCAGAGAGCACAUGGGUUUACUGUUUCACCAACUACUCAAAACACAAGCGCUUUCAACACAACAGUAUUAUAAAGGAUUGUUGGAGGUCCUGGAGGUUGCAGAAGAUAUGGCGAUUGAUAUUCCUCAUAUAUGGGUAUAUCUGGCUGAGUUGAUCUGUCCUGUGCUGCUUGAUGGUGGGAUUCCCAUGGGAUCGCUCUUUAGGGAAGUGGCAAAACCUCUGUCACCUCUUGGGAAAGCUGGAGUUUUACUGGCAGAGAUUCUUACACUUCUCUGUAAAGCAAUGAGUCACAAAAAGGUGGGGACAAUGUGGAGAGAGGCGGGGCUUAGCUGGAAAGACUUCCUUCCUGAAGACGAGGAUGUGAAUAAGUUUGUCACUGAAAAGGCAGUGGAGUUCACUCUAGGUGAGGAGUGUAUGAGGAAGAGCAGUAAAUCAUCUCUGAGUCCAGAUGAGAUCUCCAGAGAACUCGAUCGUCUCCUGCAGGAGAAAGCUGACAACCAGAGGAUCUUUGAUUGGGUGGAGGCCAAUCUGGACGAGCAGCAGACUUCAUCUAAUGGGUUUGUGAGAGCGCUGAUGAUGGCGGUCUGUCAGUCAGCUGUCAUCUGUGAGAAUCCGUAUAAAGUGAACACUAAGGAAAUGAUCCAGCGAUCCAAGCUGCUCCAGCGCUACAUUAAAGAUGAACAGAAGGAGCUUCAAGCGCUUUACGCUUUACAGAACCUGAUGGUGCAGAUGGAGCAGCCGCCCAAUUUGUUGCGGAUGUUUUUUGACGUGUUGUACGACGAGGACGUUAUUAAAGAAGAUGGCUUUUAUAAAUGGGAGUCCAGUAAAGACCCAGCAGAACAGCAGGGCAAAGGCGUCGCCCUCAAAUCUGUCACCGCCUUCUUUACCUGGCUGCGCGAAGCUGAGGACGAAUCGGACAACAGCUAGAGUUUAGCCACGCCCACUACAGAGGAGGAGGAUCAAGGGAAAUGAGAUCUUCGAUGAUAAAACAUUAAGACGUUUUUACUUUUAAUUUCGAAUUUAAAUGCCGUUGAACUGAAAUGAAAAUGAAGAGUAUUAGAGGAUUACAAGCCUUACCUGCUCGCCGAAGAUUUUAGCCGUUAGCAUCGCCGCUUCCUGUUUCGUGCUUUUGCUGUCACGGAGACGGACGUUGAUGACAUCAUUGCAUUGAAUCCUUGAUUUAUUUAGUUUGUUUGGAAAGCCUUUAUUUUGUCACGGCAGAUGUGGUUUUGCUUGGAGCGAGUGAUAGCGUGUGUGUUGCUGUAUCGGAUGGAAAAGUGAGGUCUCUUUUCCUUCCGUGUUGAUUUAGCCGAGUGAUUUCAGCUGUUUGUUUUCUACUUUUUUAUGACAGAAAAUCUAACAAAAAAUGCAAAUAGCAUCUCCUCUUCAGAGCCGCUGUUGACGUCGGUGACGGCUCUGAACGUGACGAGUGCUAGAGAGACGAAAACUUUAAACUUUUUGCUGCUGCUGGUCUCGGGACGUUUCCGUCGAACGGUUCCCGUACACAAAAUAUCAGAAAACUUCAAUAAAAAAAGAGUGGAGAGUUUGUGGAUGUUUCUCACACUUGUGCACCUGUAGUGGACUUUAUCAAACAAAUCAAUAAUUACAACUUGAAUAUAUAUAAAGAAAAUAAAGUCCUUGAUACCCGAGAGCUGGAGUAAAGACGAGAGAGAGAUUUGAGUACUACAUGCCUUUCAGCUUCCUGCAUUUCAGGAGCGCCCUGUAUAUAAAGAUUUUGUUUUGCUUUUUCAGUAAUAAAAAAUUUAACCUUAAUGCCAUUUAUUAAUUUUCCGUAUUUAAUUGUUUUUUUUUUCUUUUCUUUGCGGUUUAACCACCCAGCUGAGCUUGUAAAAUAAAUCUCCACUAGUUAUUGGUUAUAGUUUAAUGAAAUUCUGUAAAUAUUUCUCUUUUUUGCUUUACGUAUUUAAUUAAGAGAAAUUAAUGCUUCUUUUCACAUUUGAAACUGGAAAGAUAAUAAAGAAUAUUGCAAUGGAAAAAGUACAAAA
Molecule: messenger RNA, 7119 nt
Organism: Paramisgurnus dabryanus
Lineage: Eukaryota; Metazoa; Chordata; Actinopteri; Cypriniformes; Cobitidae
Product: eukaryotic translation initiation factor 4 gamma 1
Cellular component (GO): eukaryotic translation initiation factor 4F complex
Molecular function (GO): translation initiation factor activity; mRNA binding; protein binding
Source: RefSeq, a predicted model, not a curated record